Molecule: messenger RNA, 1867 nt
Organism: Rubroshorea leprosula
Lineage: Eukaryota; Viridiplantae; Streptophyta; Magnoliopsida; Malvales; Dipterocarpaceae
Source: the annotation of a GenBank genome assembly
ACGUGUUAGAGAGAGUCUGAAGACUCUAAACGGUGGAGAAUGAGCCACGUCUUCUCCCGCCAUGUACUAGAAUUGAAAUGCCGAACCAACCCUUCCCAAACACGGCAACGUUUAGUUUUGUUCUCAUUAGGAGGACAAUUUAGUAAAUUUAAUGCAUCGUUCCCCAAGUCGCAGGUCCGUCGGUUUCCUCGGCUUUCCAAUUUUCUCGCCCCCAAAACCCAGUUCCAGUUCUCGUAUCGUCUCUCUGUGGUGUUUGUUUCUGGAACUGAAUGUCCGUACAUGGCGCCGCAAACUAGAAGAACGUCGUUUCCGAAUGUUCUUAUUGAGAGAGACACAGACUCUGAGCGAAGUUCCUCGGACGAAGAAGAGGAGGGAGAAGAGGAGCCACAAUCAGAAGAAGAAGAAGAAGAAACAGUCUUGGAGAGUGAAAAUAGAAAGGCCAACGAAGAGGCUAGUGAUGCCAAGAAGAAAGGGAAAGCACCCAUUACUAUCAGUCUCAAGAAAGUCUGCAAGGUUUGCAAAAAGGCGGGCCACGAGGCGGGCUUUAAGGGCGCUACGUAUAUUGAUUGCCCGAUGAAACCCUGCUUCCUCUGCAAAAUGCCUGGCCACACUACAAUGACGUGUCCUCAUAGAGUUGUUACAGAACAUGGGGUCAUCCCAGCACCCCAUAGGGAUACCCAGAACCCUGUGGAAUUUGUAUUUGGACGUCAACUUAAACCAAGAAUCACUCGUUUCAAGCCAGCUUAUGUGAUCCCAGAUCAAGUGCAUUGUGCAGCUAUCAGAUACCACAGUAGAUGGGUAACGUGUUUGGAAUUCCACCCUACAAACAAUAAUAUCCUUUUAUCUGGAGAUAAGGUCAGUCUCUCCUGAAUAAUGUGCUUUAAUCGGGAUUAAGUUUAUGUGACCAAUGUGUGAUUGGUUUCAGAUCGUUGACACCUGUUCCUCUAUUUUUUUUUCUGUACAUUGUAAAAGAAAGGACAACUCGGAGUCUGGGAUUUUGCUAAAGUGCAUGAAAGGACAGUUUAUGGAAACAUUCACUCUUGUGUACUCAAUAAUAUGAGGCAAAGUUUGUUUCCUUACAAAUGUAUUUGAGAAAUUAGAAGUUCAUGAGUGUAUGUUUUACUUCUGUUUAGAGUCUUUUCUUUGCCUAGAUUCUUUAAUCAGAAGAAGUCUCACAUCAUUACAACAGGUUCAACCCUGCAAAUGAUGGAACUAUAAGUUGCAGAGACUUGGAAACUGGAAUGUCAUCAUCUUUGAUGAAUCUUAACCCAGAUGGAUGGCAGGGCCCAAGCACUUGGAGGAUGCUUUAUGGCAUGGAAAUCAAUUCAGAAAAGGGUGUUGUGCUUGUAGCUGACAACUUUGGUUUUCUUUAUUUGGUGGAUUCUCGCUCAAAUAUCCAAACUGGGGAACCAAUUUUGAUACACAAGAAAGGUAGCAAAGUUGUUGGUCUACACUGUAAUCCUGUUCAACCAGAUCUUCUCUUGAGUUGUGGAAAUCAUUUUGCUCGUAUGUGGGAUAUGCGUCGACAACAAGCUGCAUCUUCUCUUUACAACCUUGAGCACAGACGUGUAGUUAACUCUGCAUAUUUCUCUCCACUGUCAGGCGGCAAAAUUCUUACUACAUCUCAGGAUAACCGUCUUCGUGUAUGGGAUUCUAUCUUUGGCAAUUUGGGGUCACCUAUCUUUGGCAAUUUGGGGUCACCAAGCCGAGAGAUUGUACAUAGUUAUGACUUCAAUCGACAUUUAACUCCUUCUCGAGCCUUGGUCUCCUUUUGAUGUUGUAUUCCUCUUAGCAGUCUCUCUUGGUCUUCUCUCUAAAGCCCUAAAAUUAUUUUUUGAAUGGUUAUUUAUAAAGUUUAAGAAACCUA